AUGCGUAAGGGAAGUGGCUUUGAUCUGCAGGAUGUGCUCGCAAAUGUUGGCUUUCUCGGUGGGAAGGCUGCACGGUUUUAUAGCUGCGAGAUUAUUUGUGGUCUGGAGCACCUUCACGCCAUGCGUAUCGUCAACUUAGACGUCAAACCCGCCAAUAUGCUUCUCUCAGAUUCAGGCCACCUCUUUAUCACGGAUUUUGAUCGCUCCUAUGACAUGAGUUGGGAGUCAGGACCCCCCAAUAAGGCAGACUUCACUGCAACGCCCUUCUUCAUGGCACCGGAGGUGAAAGCUAGAGUGGAAAUCACCACGAAGGCGGAUGUAUGGAGCCUGGGCAUUCUCAUGGGCUGCAUCAUGUAUGGAUCCGUCACUGUGGAAAAUUGGCUGAGCAAUGGUCGCCACAGAGAAGGUCGUUUUCCAAAACUGUCCAAACCUCUACAGGACUUCUUCAAAGCCUGUCUCACACACGACCACAGAAGGCGUGUGGACAUUGCCGGCGUCAAGUGUCUCGAAUUGUACGAAGGCGUCAACUGGGAGGAGGUGAGGGUCUGUAACAUGGAACCACCCUAUCACCCUUCCGAGUUGCAUCUCUCUGCUGCUUUGAAAGAAUUCAACCUCGAUCCUCACGACCCUCUGCUUCUCGAAGCCGCUUACGACACGAGCAUGCCGCUGAUCGACCGAUGUCUUCGAGAUACGCAUGACGAGUGUAGAGUGCGUCGGUUGAUCACAAUACCACCAGACUACAAGAACCUGGCAAGAGCUGGCAUGACACCCGAGAGGAUUGAUGGACUCUUCGCCAACUUCGACUUCAACAAUCAUCACAUCCAAUCCUCCGAAGCAGUCGAUAAGAAGCAGACCAUCAGCGCUGAUGAAAACGUCUCUCCGACCUUUGUGAUGCGUAAGGGAAGUGGCUUUGAUCUGCAGGAUGUGCUCGCAAAUGUUGGCUUUCUCGGUGGGAAGGCUGCACGGUUUUAUAGCUGCGAGAUUAUUUGUGGUCUGGAGCACCUUCACGCCAUGCGUAUCGUCAACUUAGACGUCAAACCCGCCAAUAUGCUUCUCUCAGAUUCAGGCCACCUCUUUAUCACGGAUUUUGAUCGCUCCUAUGACAUGAGUUGGGAGUCAGGACCCCCCAAUAAGGCAGACUUCACUGCAACGCCCUUCUUCAUGGCACCGGAGGUGAAAGCUAGAGUGGAAAUCACCACGAAGGCGGAUGUAUGGAGCCUGGGCAUUCUCAUGGGCUGCAUCAUGUAUGGAUCCGUCACUGUGGAAAAUUGGCUGAGCAAUGGUCGCCACAGAGAAGGUCGUUUUCCAAAACUGUCCAAACCUCUACAGGACUUCUUCAAAGCCUGUCUCACACACGACCACAGAAGGCGUGUGGACAUUGCCGGCGUCAAGUGUCUCGAAUUGUACGAAGGCGUCAACUGGGAGGAGGUGAGGGUCUGUAACAUGGAACCACCCUAUCACCCUUCCGAGUUGCAUCUCUCUGCUGCUUUGAAAGAAUUCAACCUCGAUCCUCACGACCCUCUGCUUCUCGAAGCCGCUUACGACACGAGCAUGCCGCUGAUCGACCGAUGUCUUCGAGAUACGCAUGACGAGUGUAGAGUGCGUCGGUUGAUCACAAUACCACCAGACUACAAGAACCUGGCAAGAGCUGGCAUGACACCCGAGAGGAUUGAUGGACUCUUCGCCAACUUCGACUUCAACAAUCAUCACAUCCAAUCCUCCGAAGCAGUCGAUAAGAAGCAGACCAUCAGCGCUGAUGAAAACGUGUAA
This is a messenger RNA of Echinococcus granulosus, 1770 nucleotides long. RefSeq names its product Serine/threonine-protein kinase Sgk1. The record is from RefSeq and is a predicted model, not a curated record. Lineage: Eukaryota; Metazoa; Platyhelminthes; Cestoda; Cyclophyllidea; Taeniidae. Gene Ontology annotation, biological process: protein phosphorylation. The transcript is spliced from 2 exons. Gene Ontology annotation, molecular function: protein kinase activity; ATP binding. The coding region runs from base 1 to 1770 and encodes 589 amino acids.